CUCCGCCCGCACUUCCGCAGUCGAGACGCACACGCAGUGCGUCAUGGCGGGCCGGGGCCGAUGAUGAAUUCCGGUGUUGCCUGUCAGGGUUGCUGUGUCACUCGGCCCGCUCGGCGCGCCCCUUCCCGGCCGCCCUUCCGCGCCGGCACUCGGGCUCUUCCGGUGUGCGACGGCCCCUCACCUGCAGGCCCCUGUCCAGCCGCGGGCCGGCGCACGCCCUGCCCGGCCCCCCGCCCCGCGCAGUCCCCUCGCGAGGUGCCCGCGCCCGGGCGCCCCGACUCUCCAGGGCUAUGGCGAGCGGCGCCUCCCGCUACCGGCUGAGCUGCUCGCUCUCGGGCCACGAGCUGGACGUGCGGGGCCUGGUGUGCUGCCUCUACCCGCCCGGGGCCUUUGUGUCUGUGUCCCGGGACCGCACCACCCGCCUCUGGGCCCCGGACAGUCCUAACAGGGGCUUCACAGAAAUGCACUGUAUGAGCGGCCACUCCAAUUUCGUAUCUUGUGUAUGCAUCAUACCUUCAAGUGACACAUACCCUCAUGGAUUAAUCGCCACUGGAGGAAAUGACCACAAUAUUUGUAUUUACUCACUGGACAGUCCAGCACCACUCUAUAUACUAAAAGGUCACAAAAAUACUGUUUGUAGUCUUUCAUCUGGAAAAUUUGGGACAUUACUUAGUGGCUCAUGGGAUACCACUGCUAAAGUCUGGCUAAAUGACAAAUGCAUGAUGACCUUACAGGGUCAUACAGCUGCAGUAUGGGCUGUAAAAAUCUUACCUGAACAAGGCUUAAUGUUAACUGGAUCAGCAGACAAAACUAUUAAACUAUGGAAAGCUGGUAGAUGUGAGAGAACUUUUUCAGGACAUGAAGACUGUGUAAGGGGCUUGGCAAUUUUGAGUGAAACAGAAUUUCUUUCCUGUGCAAAUGAUGCUAGUAUUAGAAGGUGGCAGAUCACUGGCGAAUGUCUUGAAGUAUAUUAUGGACAUACAAAUUAUAUUUAUAGCAUAUCUGUCUUUCCAAAUUGUAAAGAUUUUGUGACAACAGCAGAAGACAGAUCUCUGAGAAUCUGGAAACAUGGAGAAUGUACUCAAACAAUUCGACUUCCUGCUCAGUCUAUAUGGUGCUGCUGUGUGCUGGACAAUGGUGAUAUCGUGGUUGGUGCAAGUGAUGGUAUUAUUAGAGUGUUUACAGAAUCAGAGGAUCGAAUUGCAAGUGCUGAGGAAAUCAAGGCUUUUGAAAAAGAACUCUCUCAGGCAACCAUUGAUUCCAAAACUGGUGACUUAGGGGACAUUAAUGCUGAACAGCUUCCUGGGAGGGAACAUCUAAAUGAACCUGGUUCUAGAGAAGGUCAGACUCGUCUAAUCAGAGAUGGAGACAGAGUUGAAGCCUAUCAGUGGAGUGUUAGUGAAGGAAGGUGGAUAAAAAUCGGUGACGUUGUUGGUUCAUCAGGCGCUAAUCAACAAACAUCUGGAAAAGUCUUAUAUGAAGGAAAAGAAUUUGAUUAUGUUUUCUCAAUUGAUGUUAAUGAAGGUGGACCGUCUUAUAAAUUGCCUUAUAACAUCAGUGAUGACCCCUGGUUAACAGCAUACAACUUCUUACAGAAGAAUGAUUUGAAUCCUAUGUUUUUGGAUCAAGUGGCUAAAUUUAUUAUUGAUAACACAAAGGGUCAAAUGUUGGGACUUGGGAAUACCAGUUUUUCAGAUCCAUUUACAGGUGGUGGUCGGUAUGUUCCAGGCUCUUCCUCUGGAUCGUCUAACACAGUGCCUACAGGAGCAGACCCUUUCACAGGUAGUGGUCGUUACGUGCCAGGUUCUGCAAGUAUGGGAGCUACCAUGCCUGGAGUUGAUCCCUUUACAGGAAAUAGUGCCUAUCGAUCAGCUACAUCUAAAACAGUGAAUAUUUAUUUCCCCAAAAAGGAGGCUGUCAGUUUUGAUCAGGCAAACCCUACACAAAUAUUAGGUAAACUGAAGGAACUUAAUGGAACUGCACCAGAAGAAAAGAAGUUAACUGAGGAUGACUUGAUUCUUCUUGAAAAAAUACUGUCUCUAAUAUGUGAUAGUUCUUCAGAAAAACCCACGACCCAGCAACUGCAGAUUUUGUGGAAAGCUAUUAACUGGCCUGAAGAUAUUGUCUUUCCUGCACUUGACAUUCUUCGGUUGUCAAUUAAGCAUCCCAGUGUGAAUGACAACUUCUGCAAUGAAAAGGAAGGGGCUCAGUUCAGCAGUCACCUUAUCAAUCUUCUGAACCCAAAAGGAAAGCCAGCAAACCAGCUGCUUGCUCUCAGGACUUUUUGCAAUUGUUUUGUUGGCCAGGCAGGACAAAAGCUCAUGAUGUCCCAGAGGGAAUCACUAAUGUCCCACGCAAUAGAACUGAAAUCAGGGAGCAAUAAGAACAUUCACAUUGCUCUUGCUACAUUGGCCCUGAACUAUUCUGUUUGUUUUCAUAACGACCAUAACAUUGAAGGGAAAGCUCAGUGCUUAUCUGUAAUUAGCACAAUCCUGGAAGUUGUACAAGACCUCGAAGCCACUUUUAGACUUCUUGUGGCUCUUGGGACACUUAUCAGUGAUGAUACAAAUGCUGUACAAUUAGCCAAAUCUUUAGGCGUUGAUUCGCAAAUAAAAAAAUAUGCCUCAGUAUCAGAACCAGCUAAAGUAAGUGAAUGCUGUAGACUUAUCCUAAAUUUGCUGUAACAUUGGGGAAGAGGGCUGAGAUUUUAAAUUGAUUAGUGUUUUUUUCCUCACAUUUUACAUAACUGAUGAUAUGAUGAAAAUAAAAAUGCUGUGGAUUAAGAAAAGUUUCAGAUCUUGUAAGGGGGAGGGUGAAACAAAGGAAUAAUAAAAUUUUUGCACUGAUGACUGUGAGAUUUUCCUGUGUAAUGUGGGUAGGUUUUUAAGACCUUGUAAACAAAUUAAGAAUGAACUAUAAUCAACAAUCUUAGUGGCAUAAUACCUUAGCUGCACAGGAGCAGGCACAAGGGCUUUUAUUUAUGCAAUAUAGUUUCUCUUGUGCCCUAAACUGUUAACUUACUGGUUAUCUCUACUUUUUGUUCUAUGCAUUUUCAUUCCUGAUUUCCUUCAACAGUACAGACUCAGUUCAAAGUCUUAUUUUAUGAUGACGCCUUUACAAAAAAUUUAUGAUUUUUGUUAUAUAGUAUUUCGUAUAUAAUUUAUAUUACAUAUAAAUAAUUUUGUAAAUAGAAAAUGUAUUUGAUAGAUCAUUUUUAGAUGAAGCAAAAGGAAAUGACUUCAGCUGUGUUAGGUUGUGUAUCAAUUCAGAUUGACUUCAAGUUAACUGUACGUCGAUAUAUGACUCAGUUUAUUAUACUUCAUUCUUAGAAGUAAUGUUAAUGUUCAUUAGUCUUAAUUUUUUGUUUAUUUUUUGGUCAUUUUUAUUCUUAAAGGGGGUUUAGAAUGUGUUGCACUUAUUAGGCAGUUGUGCAAGAAAACAUCUAUCAAACAAAGCCAUUUGCAUGUCCAGAGCCUUUCAUGUGAAAUUAGUAUUUUGGAGCCCCUAACAUGGUCCAGGCACUGUGAUUAUCAUUUUGAUGUUAAAUUGUCAAAACCCCUUAAGUGAAGAGUGGUAUCAGUAUUUAUGAAAGUAAGGAUAAUGAAAUGAAUCGUGGUAGGAGGGGAAAGAAAAGUACAGGCAUGCUAUAUUUUCAAGAAAAGGAAAUCACAGAAUUGUAUCUGACAACUAACAUAAUGGUUGGGAAAAACAACCAUUAAAUCCAGAAAAAAUUUUGAACUCUCAAAGCAAGUAGGUAAAGUACAAGAGGAUUUGUACUUUACUAUAUAUUAAAUUGUGACUUUCUGGUGUGUAGCCAAACUUGAAAUACUCUGUGGUCUCAGUAGGACCCUUUAGUGUUAUUUUUAUUUUUUUGAAUUGGGAUUUAGGUUGUCAAGACAAUUUUAAAUGGCAAAAAUAAGAGGUUGAUUCAGGGGCCGGAGAGAGUACAGUGGGUAAGGCUCUUGCCUUGCAUGUGAUCGACCCAGGUUGGAUCCCUGGCACCCCAUAUACACGCCCCCCCCAUCCCCGUCAGAAGUAAGCCCUGAGCAUCACUAGUUGUGACCCCAAAACAGUUGAUCCUGGUCCUUCUGGUUCCACUGCUAUACAGUGCUUUUGUGGUAUAUACAAAGUCUAGCAUGUGAUUACAAGUACAAGCAAUUUUGGUAGGAUUUUGAAAAUAUUAGAUAUCUUUGAGCUGUAAAUCUUGGUUAAGAAUCUUGAGUUUACUCUUUAAGGGAUUGGGCUGAAAAGAUAGUUCAAAGAGCAUAGAACUUGAAUUGCAUACAGGAGGUCUGGGUUCUAUCCCUGUCACAGCAUUGUCUACUUAGCACUAUCAGGAGCAACACCUGAUAGUGUGUGUUCCAAAAUAAAUGUUUUUUUUUUAAAUGUACUGGGUUGUAAAUUGUAAAACAUUUACUUCCAGAAUGUGAGUUGUUUGUAAAAACAUUUUUGUAUCACUUCAUGUUUUAUAGUGAACUAUUGCAGUCUGCAGUUUAGCUAAAGGAAUAUACUAAAAAUAAGAGCAUUGAAAGACGGCUUACUGAUAUUUAAUUUUUUUUUAAUUUUAUGUGGUUUUCUUUGUUUUCUUCUGAUUGUAAAAAUGAAUACAUUUGCUGGACAAGACAUACACAAAAAGAAUUAAAAUUGCCUGUAAUUCCACCA
Messenger RNA from Sorex araneus (European shrew), 4662 nucleotides. RefSeq names its product phospholipase A2 activating protein (gene PLAA). Gene Ontology annotation, biological process: proteasome-mediated ubiquitin-dependent protein catabolic process; ubiquitin recycling. Gene Ontology annotation, molecular function: ubiquitin binding. Gene Ontology annotation, cellular component: nucleus; cytoplasm. The coding region runs from base 291 to 2684 and encodes 797 amino acids. The record is from RefSeq and is a predicted model, not a curated record. The transcript is spliced from 14 exons. NCBI's taxonomy places the organism in Eukaryota, Metazoa, Chordata, Mammalia, Eulipotyphla, Soricidae.